Messenger RNA from Osmia bicornis bicornis, 594 nucleotides. RefSeq lists its product as uncharacterized. Bases 1 to 594 code for a protein of 197 amino acids. The record is from RefSeq and is a predicted model, not a curated record. The transcript has a single exon. Lineage: Eukaryota; Metazoa; Arthropoda; Insecta; Hymenoptera; Megachilidae.
AUGUCUUUGGAGCGGAAGCUGCGGCUCAAUCAAGAUCAGUUCCAGCAAUAUCAAGCAGUACUACAAGAAUACCUGGAUUUGGGACAUACGUCGGAGCUCCGAGGUAUCAAUGAUAUAGGAGAAGGCUACUACUUACCUCAUCACGGCGUCACAAAAAUCACCAGCGAAACCACGAAAUUACGAGUUAUAUUCGACGGUUCGACAGCAACGACAACUGGUUUGUCGCUCAACGAAACGUUGCACAUUGGGUCUAAAAUUCAAGAGGACUUAUUACACAUCCUCAUUAGGUUUAGGAGUCAUCGUUUCGUUUUAAUCGGAGAUAUCGAGAAAAUGUACCGGCAAUUCAUUGUACGUCCGGAAGACUGGAAGUACCAACGAAUCGUUUGGCGCGAUUCCGACGGAGAACUAAAGACGUAUGAAUUGAACACCUUCGGUUUAUCAGCAGCUCCAUAUUUGGCCAUCCGCUGCCUUUCGCAAUUAGCCGAAGAUGAAGGACAUCGAUUUCCCAUCGCGGCUCAGAUUCUAACACGGGAUUUUUACGUAGACGACUUACUCACGGGAACUUCGACAAUAACGGAAGCAUUAACUUUGUGA